Messenger RNA from Cryptomeria japonica (Japanese cedar), 1803 nucleotides. RefSeq names its product peptidyl-prolyl cis-trans isomerase FKBP42. Bases 299 to 1408 code for a protein of 369 amino acids. Gene Ontology annotation, molecular function: peptidyl-prolyl cis-trans isomerase activity; protein binding. The record is from RefSeq and is a predicted model, not a curated record. Lineage: Eukaryota; Viridiplantae; Streptophyta; Pinopsida; Cupressales; Cupressaceae. The transcript has 8 exons.
AUUCUGUUUUUUUCUAUAUUGAUGCUUCUAAAAAAUCGAAGCAUGAUAACAUCAGCAAAUUCUCAAAUGGAUGAAUGCCUAUAAGCACAAACGGGCCGGGCAGCUGUAGUUCUUGAACGAGUAGAACAUGCCAAGAUAAUCGUCAGGUGCCCAUUUGCUUUAAUAUUAGCAGCUUCCUACUUUAAAUGCGGGUUGGUCAGUUUCAUUCAUUAUAACUGAGUGGGUAAGACAAUAAAAUAAGUGAUAUUGAAGAGAUUGACCAAAACUGAGAAAAUUAUAGCUCCAAUUUUAUUUGGACAUGGAGGAGAUUCAUGAACAACAGAAUCAGGAGAUUAUUCAAGAAUCCGAUAAAGGUGCAGCUGAAGAUCAGACGAUUAAUGGUGAAGAAAAUGCUUCAAAGAGUACUGAGCGAGAUGAUAAUUUUCCCCCAAAAGUUGAUUCAGAAUUGGACGUUCUUCAUGAGAAUGUCACAAAACAAAUUAUCAAGUCCGGGCAGGGAAACAAGCCUUCACAGAAUUCAACAUGCUUCUUGCACUAUAGGUCAUGGACUGAAAGCACCAUGCAUAAGUUUGAGGACACUUGGCAAGAACAACAACCUCUGGAACUAGUUUUGGGCAGAGAGAAAAAAGUCUUAAGUGGCUUAGCAAUUGGUGUCGCAAGCAUGAAAGCUGGUGAACGUGCGCUGUUUCGUGUUGGAUGGCAAUUGGGUUAUGGGGAAGAAGGCAACUUUUCUUUUCCAAAUGUUCCUCCUAAGGCUGAUCUCAUAUACGAGGUUGAGCUUAUUGGUUUUCAGGAAGCAAAGGAGGGUAAGGCACGCAGUGAUAUGACAGUAGAGGAACGAAUUGAAGCAGCUGAUAUGAGACGUAAAGAGGGUAAUGAAUUUUUUAAAGAGGGGAAAUUAGCAGAGGCAAUGCAGCAAUAUGAAAUGGCCCUGGCAUACAUGGGAGAUGAUUUUAUGUUCCAGUUAUUUGGAAAAUAUAAGGACAUGGCAAAUGCUGUGAAGAAUCCAUGCCAUCUCAACAUGGCUGCAUGUUUAUUGAAACUGAACCGUUAUGAAGAUGUCAUUGGCCAAUGUAACAUGGUGUUAGUUGAAGAUGAGAACAAUGUGAAGGCUUUAUUCAGACGUGGAAAGGCAAAAUCUGCUCUUGGGCAGACAGAUGCUGCAAGAGAGGACUUCCAAAAGGUUAAGAAACUUUCUCCUGAAGAUAAGGCAGUGGUACGAGAGCUGCAUCUCCUUGCACAACAUGAUAAGGAGAUGUACAUGAAACAGAAAGAGCUCUAUAAGGGCCUGUUUGGCCCAAGGCCAGAGCCAAAGCCCAAGAGAUUGAACUGGUUCAUUGUGUUUUGGCAGUGGCUUUUAUCCAUAAUAAGAAUGGUUUUUAGGGUGAGGAGGCCUAAAGAUGACUAAUUAUGACUAAUUCAGUUUAUUAAAUCCGUUAUAAUAUUAUCCUAAUGAUGGAUCACAGAAUGUGAUCUAAAACCUUGAUGCAAAAUAAAUUGUACACGGUUAAAUCCAGAAACUACAAGUGCUAAAUACCAUGGACUGUGGAAAUCUGACAUCUUUAAUUUAUUAAAUUUUCUAACAUGCUUUAGUUUCUUCUGUCAAAGGAGUUUGGAACAAUGCUAUUUGGUUUGCAAGCCAGUAAGAAGAUGUUUACUGGAAUCCAGCUCCAUAGUUUGUUAAAACAUAAAAACAUCUGUGCCUGCAAUGAAGGCAUGGAAUUGGUUUUGUAUACAUUACUUUGAACUUGUGUUCAACUUAUUUUUUCAUGUACCUGUAUAAAUCUGCUUUAUGUUGAUGUA